CACAUAUCACGUCGACAACAACUGUCUCGACCCCCACGCCCCUUCACUUCACCUUCUCUUUCUCACCAAAGACCAAACACUCGCCACCAUGUCCGACGCUGGAUCGCCUUCAAACGCUGCCGAGACCAAGCCCAAGGCCGACGACAACACUCUCAACAUCAAAAUCCGCGCCACUGACGGCUCCGAGGUCUUCUUCAAGAUCAAGAAGACGACCAAGCUGAACAAGCUCAAGAACGCCUACGCUGACCGUGUCGGCCAGGACCCGGGCGCUAUUCGCCUCUUGUUCGAUGGGCAGCGCAUCCUCGACAACGCUACGGCUGAUGACCUCGACAUGGAGGACGGCGAUGUUGUCGACGUGCUCCUUGAACCCCAAGAGGCUAUUGUCACCAGGUGGCAAAUUGUUUCCAGCGCAGUUCUGCUCGCGUCCUAG
Vanrija pseudolonga is the source of this 430-nucleotide messenger RNA. RefSeq names its product Small ubiquitin-related modifier 1. Gene Ontology annotation, cellular component: septin ring; nucleus. Lineage: Eukaryota; Fungi; Basidiomycota; Tremellomycetes; Trichosporonales; Trichosporonaceae. The coding region runs from base 89 to 430 and encodes 113 amino acids. The transcript is spliced from 5 exons. Gene Ontology annotation, biological process: protein sumoylation. Gene Ontology annotation, molecular function: protein tag activity; ubiquitin-like protein ligase binding. The record is from RefSeq and is a predicted model, not a curated record.